This is a messenger RNA of Vairimorpha ceranae, 1263 nucleotides long. RefSeq names its product fidgetin-like protein 1. NCBI's taxonomy places the organism in Eukaryota, Fungi, Microsporidia, Nosematidae. Gene Ontology annotation, molecular function: ATP binding; ATP hydrolysis activity. The record is from RefSeq and is a predicted model, not a curated record. The transcript has a single exon. The coding region runs from base 1 to 1263 and encodes 420 amino acids.
AUGCAUAAAAAGUUGUACCAUUUACAAGAAAAAUUAGAAGAACAAGAUCUACCCGAAUACUUAUCAUUUCUUCCACCAGAACUACGUAAUUGUGAUACAAAACUUGAUAAAUUAUACACUGACCACAUUCUACCAAUAAUAAGUAAUGAUACUUCUCUCCUUCCAUUAUUACAUUCAUAUACAAAUAUACCUCUUGAAUGUGAUCUAGACGAAAUUGAAUUAUUACUAGAAAAUUAUAAUUCAGUUACAUCUCCAUUUUUUGAAACUGGUACCAAACAAAAUUACAGUAGUGGAUUUAAAACAGCAUCAGAAAAACAACUUACAGGAUUAAAACAAAAUGAUGCGAAAAAGUCUAGUGGUGAAAUAGAUCCUGAAUCAAAUAUAGAAAAUAAUAUUUUAGAAAGAAUUAAAAGUGAAAUCUUAGAAAAUGUUAAUAAUAUUACAUGGGAUGAUGUAGUUGGAUUAGAUAAUGUUAAAAAAAUAAUUAAUGAAAUAGUAUUAUGGCCAAUGCAGCGACCAGAUUUAUUUACUGGGCUCAGAGGACCACCUAAGGGAUUAAUGUUAUUUGGUCCGCCAGGUACUGGUAAAACUAUGAUUGGAAAAUGUAUAGCAAGUCAAUGUAAUGCUACUUUUUUUAGUAUAAGUGCAAGUUCAUUAACAAGUAAGUGGGUUGGUGAAGGUGAAAAAAUGGUUAGAGCACUGUUUUACUUAGGGCGGAAAAUGCAGCCUAGUGUCAUUUUUAUUGACGAAAUUGAUAGUUUGUUAAGUCAAAGAUCAGAAAAUGAAAAUGAAGGAAGUAGAAGAAUCAAAACAGAAUUUUUAGUACAAUUUGAUGGAACUGCAACAUCUAAUGAUGAUAAAAUACUUGUUAUAGGAGCGACAAACAGACCGCAUGAAAUUGACGAGGCAGCUGUGCGUCGCCUUGUAAAACGAGUUUAUGUAUCACUGCCAGAUGAAAAUGCAAGAAUAAAAAUGGUAAAAAAUUUAGUGACAAACUAUAAAAAUAAUUUGUCUGCUAACGACCUUACAAAAAUCAGUCAACUUACAGAAGGAUAUUCUGGUUCAGAUAUAUUUAAUUUAUGUAGAGAGGCAUCACUUGAACCUUUUAGAGAAAUUGAAGAUAUAAAAAAAUUUAAAACUGAAAAUGCUAGAGAAAUUAAUGUUGAAGAUUUUGUAAAGGCUGUUUCACAGAUCAAAAAAAGCGUAAGUAGUCGUGAUCUGCAUUUAUAUGAAGAAUGGAAUGGAACUUAUGGAUCGAAAUAA